UCUCCCAGCGCAUCCCUGCCCACCACGCCGGGGAUGUCUCAUACCUACAUCUGGGCUCACAGCCGACACGGCAAGAGACCGGGUGCUCUGGACACACGGGAUGGGUUCCGAAUACAACACAAGAAAAUGGUGUGCUCUGGCCUUUUUGCAGUAGAAAACAGGACUGAAAGGGGGGUUCGACUGGACGGACAAUUGUAUUAAGCAGCAUAAGAAGGCCCACAGGAGACUUAGCUGCAGCAUUUGAAUGUGUUGCCAUUAAUGGAAUUAUAGCAAUUUUAUAAGGCCAUCAUGAAAGGAGGGGUCGAGAAAGAAAGCUGCUGUAAGACUCGAAGACAUCAUGGCACUUCAUAAAAGACAUGAGAAGAGGCUUGAAAGAAACCUGCUUUUCGCAGCCUAAUCUUUAACUUCCUGCCGAAUUCCGCUCUCCUACUCUUCUUUCUCUUCCUCACGCCACUACGGUCCAUAUCCUCUUUCAAUUCCUUUGCUCUCUCGACCACUCUGUACACAAACACGGCCACGCAUACCCGUUCACUCCAACAUGGCCGAAAACGUGAGCUUCAAGACAGAGAGCCACCCAGUGUCCAACAUCUCGCUGCUUGGCCCCGGGAACCCCGUGUCCGAGUCUGUGGAGUACAAGGCCGUGUCCGUAUUCCUGGUGCUCCUGGUGUGCGGUGUGGGAAUUGUGGGAAACAUUAUGGUGGUCCUCGUGGUCCUCACCACGCAACACAUGCGAACGCCCACUAACUGCUACCUGAUGAGCCUUGCCGUGGCCGACCUCACGGUCCUGGUGGCGGCCGGACUGCCCAACAUUUCCGAGAGCCUGCUGGCUACCUGGGUGUACGGGAAGACCGGGUGCUUGGGUAUCACGUACCUCCAGUACCUGGGCAUCAACGUGUCGUCCUGCUCCAUCACGGCCUUCACUGUGGAGAGAUACAUAGCCAUCUGUCACCCCAUGCGAGCUCAGACGAUGUGCACGAUCUCCAGGGCCAAGCGCAUCAUCGCGGGCGUCUGGGCCUUCACCUGCGUCUACUGCACUGUGUGGCUCUUCCUGGUGGACAUCCAGAUAGACAGGCACGGGCGCGCGCAGUGCGGCUACCGCGUCUCCCGCGACCUCUACCUGCCCAUCUACCUCAUCGACUUCGCCGUAUUCUACGUGCUGCCCCUGCUGCUGGCCGUGGUCCUGUACGCCCUCAUCGCCCGCAUCCUCUACCUCAGCCCCCUGCCCCAACCGGCCGAGUCUGGUGUUGUCACUGCCGCCACCCUCAGGAGGAGCUGCAAGGAACCGGCCGACGUUGGCAGGGGUCGGCCCAAGAGUGCGCUGUCAUCUCGGAAGCAGGUCACCAAGAUGCUGGCGGUGGUGGUGAUUCUCUUCGCCCUGCUGUGGAUGCCGUACAGGACACUGGUGCUCAUCAACUCCUUCGUCAGCACUCCGUACUUGGACGCCUGGUUCCUGCUCUUCUGCCGGACUUGCAUCUAUGCCAACAGCGCCAUCAACCCCGUGGUGUACAACCUGAUGUCGCAGAAGUUCCGCUCGGCCUUCCGCGGUCUGUACAGCUGCCAGCAGCGCGACGGCCACCGACACACGCUGUCUGUGCUCCAGGCCGGCUGCAGCAUAGCCAGGGACUCACGAGCCGCCCACGCCAGCAACGGCACCAGGCAGACGGUCAAGGGAGGCGGACCGUGCACCGCUGACCAGAACCACGGCACGCCAACUUCCCUGUCCAAUCAGGAGGAGGCUACGCCUGUGCACAACAACAGAGUGGCCAUGCCGCUUCUUAAGGAGGAGAAAAGUGUACCCAACGCUGGGAUGGUUCAGCCUGAUCCAGCAGACUUGGACAUGAACGAAAAAGAGAAUGACAACUUGAUGACUGAUAAAGGUUUAUCAAACGUAGCCACAAACGCAGCUACAAACGCUAACGGCUCCGGCGCAGAGAAGACAGCGAUGGCCUCAGAGGAGGGGAAGGCUAUACCUGGCCAUGCUGGGCACAGUACUAAAGAACUGAUGCACAGCACGGUGUAG
Molecule: messenger RNA, 2020 nt
Organism: Electrophorus electricus (electric eel)
Lineage: Eukaryota; Metazoa; Chordata; Actinopteri; Gymnotiformes; Gymnotidae
Gene: trhr2
Product: thyrotropin releasing hormone receptor 2
Biological process (GO): phospholipase C-activating G protein-coupled receptor signaling pathway
Cellular component (GO): membrane
Molecular function (GO): thyrotropin-releasing hormone receptor activity
Source: RefSeq, a predicted model, not a curated record